CAAUGUACAUGUGACGAUCGCGGCAGGUUCUUAAACAGUAGAUCAGCCACUGCAGCUAGCAUGGAUUACGUAUCCCGCGGAUUCCCUCCGAGAUUCUGCCUGGCAUCAUCCUACCAUGGCCUCAACUAACCUCUACGACGGAAUACUAAUUUCCAUCGGAACACAUCGUCUGUUUUUGCAACUACGAGGUGUCGAACGCACCCCGGGCCAGCCCCUGGUGAUCUUUAUCGCCGGCGCGGGGGAUGUCGCCUCGUCGUACUGCGCCGUCACCCGAGUAUGCGCCUUUGCCCCUCUCCUUCUCUAUGACCGCACCGGGUUGGGACGUAGCGAGGACAGUCCUCCUCCGUAUCAUCCCAGCGCGACACUUGCUGCCGAAGAAUUACGCAUCCUCCUAACUAACGCGGAUCUCCCGCCCCCAUACAUCCUGGUCGGCCACUCCUACGGCGCCAUCAUCGCGCGAGAAUGCCUCAAUUUGUUCUCUGAUGAGAUCACCGGCAUGGUUCUUGCUGAUGGCUCCACCGAACGUCAGCAUGAGCUCUUCCAAGACCCCGAGGUAGACAUCAAUGCUGUCCUGGGCGAUCUGAAUUUCGCGCAAGUGACAGGGCUACGUGAUAGCGCGCAGCUGUCUCGGGAGGAAUGGCGGGACCGAGCUAUUGAUAUCGGACGGGGGAGGGAAACAUGGGCUGCAGAGGGGAGGACUCUGGCAAUGGUCUGUCAAACGUUGGGGGAGAAGCAGCAGUAUCGGACGAAGGCGCUGGGGGAUCGGCCGUUGUCAAUAAUCCGCUGUCGUGGGUCGUUGGAUUACCAAAAGGUGUAUGAGAAGGGGGUGGAGGCUGGGAAUGGGAGUGAGAGGCAACGGGAGGCGUUUCGGAGACUACUGGAGAGAUGGGAUGAUCUGGAUCAAGUGAUGCAGGAGGAGCAGUUGGGGUUGUCGGGGCGGAGCCGGAUGGUGUAUCUGGGGGACUGUGGUCAUCAAGUACAUUUGGUACGGCCUGACGUGGUUGCGCAGGAGGUGAAGUGGGUGUUCAAUGAGAGUGUCAAGGGGAGGCUGUGAAUGUUAGCUGAAUGACUGGAAUGAGGAAUCAUGGUGAUGCAUGGUUGGAUCUGUGGUCCGGUGG
Molecule: messenger RNA, 1118 nt
Organism: Aspergillus sclerotioniger CBS 115572
Lineage: Eukaryota; Fungi; Ascomycota; Eurotiomycetes; Eurotiales; Aspergillaceae
Product: alpha/beta fold hydrolase
Exons: 1
Coding region: 116-1054 (312 amino acids)
Biological process (GO): regulation of lipid storage
Cellular component (GO): endoplasmic reticulum
Source: RefSeq, a predicted model, not a curated record